Messenger RNA from Ustilaginoidea virens, 1080 nucleotides. RefSeq lists its product as uncharacterized. The coding region runs from base 1 to 1080 and encodes 359 amino acids. Lineage: Eukaryota; Fungi; Ascomycota; Sordariomycetes; Hypocreales; Clavicipitaceae. The transcript is spliced from 3 exons. Gene Ontology annotation, molecular function: mRNA binding. The record is from RefSeq and is a predicted model, not a curated record. Gene Ontology annotation, biological process: mRNA alternative polyadenylation. Gene Ontology annotation, cellular component: mRNA cleavage and polyadenylation specificity factor complex.
AUGGCGGAGGCAGACUUUGAAAUCGACUUUUACGGUGAUGCCACGAACGAGCAGCCGCAGCCAGAGGAGCAAGGGAGCAAUGAACGUAACGAAGGUGACCAGCAUGUACAAGAAGAACCAAAUGCCGCUCAUGUCGAAACGGACGGCAACUGUCAGAACCGCGACAGUCACCCUGUGAAAAGUGAAGAAGAAAGCAUUCAUCACGGGACGAAGCGAAAACCAGAGGAAGACCAUCGCCCAGUGGACUCAAAUUCAACAGCUGCCAUCAUGAUUUCCGAGCUCAACUGGUGGACAACCGAUGACGAUAUCCGUGGUUGGAUGCGCAAGGCAGAGUGCGAAGACGAAGUCAAGGAGCUGACGUUUAGUGAACACAAGGUCAACGGGAAGAGCAAAGGGCAAGUGUAUGUUGAACUCGAAUCCCGCCAAGCCGCGACAGCCGCGAAGCGCUUCAUGGAUAAGCUAGCGUCGGAUGGUGGGCAGGCGGCCAAAAAACUGUCGACAUCAUACUGGAACGCGAGCAUGAAUCCUUUCAAGACGUUACCAAAAGACGCACCCGCGAGAGGCAAAGACCAGCAACCACGAACCACGCCAGCAGCGCCAUACAAUGAACGUGGCAAUUACAGCGGCGGGUUCCGUGGUCGUGGUGGCUUCGGCAUCAAUCGAGGAAACAUGAAUCAAAACAAUUACAACCUGAACAACCCCAACCGCAACUUCAACAACAACAGCAGCAACAUGGGAUUCAACAGCAACAUGGGCGGCGGGUUCAAUGGGCCCAUGGGCGGCGGAAACUUUGGCUUCAACAACCGCGGAAACAUGAUGGGCGGCGGCAUGCGCGGUGGCCCUGCUGGCAUGCGAGGCAACCGAGGCGGAGGCAACAUGAUGGGAAUGGGGCCAAUGGGCGGAAUGCCCAUGGGAAUGCCAGCAAACAUGGGCAUGAUGGGCAUGGGUGGCGGAAUGCCUGGCUUCCAGGGUAUGGCUCCCAACUUUGGAGCCGGCUUUGGCUUUGGACAGAAUCAAGGGGGAGGAGGGAGUGGUGACUGGGGCAAUCCUCACGGAGCUAAGCGACCUCGACCAGAGUGA